UGAUCCGCGGGUCGCUGAAGUCGCGCUCGCACGCGCCCGGCCCGGCCCGGCCCAUGGCAGCGGCGGCGGUGCGGGCGGUGCUGGGCGCCGGGGCGGCCCGGGUGGCUGCCGCCGGGCUGUGCGGCUGUGGGGCGGGCGCCUUCCGGGCGAGCCCCCUCUGCACCCUGGCCCCCUUGCAGCAGCAGCCGCCGCCGCCCGCGGCUCCCCCGGACAUGAAGAGCUACUUGUGGUCGCACUACAAGGAGGCCAAGAAGGUGACCAAGGAUUUGGUUCCAUCAAUUAUGAGUAACUUGCUAAAUCCAGAUGCUAUAUUUUCCAACAAUGAAAUGAGUCUGUCAGACAUUGAAAUCUAUGGCUUUGAUUAUGACUACACGUUGGUCUUCUAUUCUAAACAUUUGCACACGUUGAUCUAUAAUGCUGCUCGGGAUCUUCUUAUUAAUGAACAUCGGUAUCCUGCAGAAAUAAGGAAGUAUGAUUAUGAUCCCAGUUUUGCAAUACGAGGACUUCAUUAUGAUGUACAUCGGGCAUUAUUAAUGAAGAUUGAUGCUUUUCAUUAUAUCCAGUUGGGAACAGUGUACAGGGGUCUUACUGUUGUUCCGGAUGAAGAAGUCAUUGCAAUGUACGAUGGUUCCCAUGUCCCGUUGGAACAAAUGAGUGACUUUUAUGGAAAGAGCUCACAUGGAAACACAAUGAAACAGUUCAUGGAUAUAUUCUCUCUGCCAGAGAUGACUCUCCUUUCCUGUGUGAAUGAAUAUUUUCUGAAGAACAACAUAGACUAUGAGCCUGUUCAUCUGUACAAAGAUGUCAAGGAUUCGAUUAGGGAUGUACACAUCAAAGGAAUAAUGUACAGAGCAAUUGAGGCAGAUAUUGAAAAGUACAUUUGCUAUGCUGAGCAGACCCGUGCAGUGUUAGCGAAGCUGGCUGACCAUGGCAAGAAAAUGUUUCUCAUCACAAACAGUCCAAGUAGCUUUGUGGACAAGGGUAUGAAGUUCAUAGUUGGAAAGGACUGGAGAGAUCUUUUUGAUGUUGUCAUUGUACAGGCUGACAAGCCAAACUUCUUUAAUGAUAAGAGAAGACCAUUUCGGAAGGUGAAUGAAAGGGGAGUGUUGCUUUGGGACAAAAUUCACAAAUUGCAGAAAGGCCAGAUAUACAAGCAGGGUAACUUAUAUGAAUUUUUGAAGCUUACUGGCUGGAGGGGUUCCAGAGUCCUGUAUUUUGGUGACCACAUUUACAGUGAUCUGGCAGAUUUGACUCUGAAGCAUGGCUGGCGUACUGGUGCCAUUAUUCCAGAGUUACGAUCAGAGAUUAAAAUCAUGAACACGGAGAAAUAUAUUCAAACCAUGACCUGGCUACAAACCCUGACUGGAUUACUGGAGCAUAUGCAGGUCCACAGAGAUCCAGAUUCUCAAAUGGUUUUAGAAGAAUGGAAAAAAGAAAGAAAAGAAAUGAGGGAAACUACCAAGAACUUCUUCAAUUCACAGUUUGGGAGCUUAUUCAGAACUGACCAGAAUCCAACCUAUUUUCUACGGCGGUUGUCUCGAUUUGCUGAUAUUUACAUGGCAUCACUGAGUUGUCUCUUGAACUAUGAUCCCAACUACACAUUUUAUCCAAGGAGGACUCCUUUGCAGCAUGAGCUCCCUACCUGGUCAGAUCAGCUGUGUACUGGUACAUUCAGAAUACCUUUCCUACAAGAGAUGCUUCAGAUCAAAUGAGUGCUGGGCUUGUCCAUCACUGUCAUUAGUUCUCCCCACCAAUGAGUGCAUCUACCCAACUCAUUUUAUCAGAAUGUAGAUGCCCUUCUGUAAAGCAUCUACUGAAGUAAUUCUCAACCAGGGGGCUGCAGCACUUUGGAGUGCAGUGAGACCUUUUUACGGUGCCAUAGAAUAUUAGCGCUCUUAGGUGUGCAAACACCUACACAUGAUUCGCAAGAUAAAACCAGGGAUUUUAAAUAGGAACCCAUAAUUUCAUAAACAUUCUAAUUUAUUGUGGUCUUUCUGAGUUAUUUGCAACAGAAGAGUCGUUCUAUCAUUGUGAAAGCUAAGAGCUGGCAUUUUCCAAGGGGUGCCUUCGGUCUAAAAGCAUUGAGAAACACUCAUCUUGCACAUCCAUAUUGCCUAUCUUGAUCUGGUCUACAUUAACAGACCAAGAAUUUAUGCAUUAUUGGCCUCUUCUCUUCUCUGUGUGUAACUGCUCUUAAAAGUGGAGUUUGUUACAGUUGCACAUGAUGGGGAACAUUGACCUCCAAGAAUGUUAGCUGGAAAAACAGAUUUUUUUUCCCCAUAGCAAAACUCCUCUCCACAUCCUUCUGGUUUACAGAGACAAAAAUGUUUCUUUCGUUUUGGUACUAGAGUUCCACCUGGUGACUCUGAUUAUAUUUUGACAUGAUAGAAAAUGUUGAAGUUAAUUUUUUUUAAAUUCAGAGCACUAUUGUCCAGUUGACUGUGAGGUGGGAGGGUCAGGUAUAGUGUAGUAUAGUAACUUCCCUUGCCAUAUUUCAAAGUGUAAUGGCUUUUAAUCAUGUCCUACAGAGAGCAGGCCUAUGCUGCAGUCACAACAAUGAUUGCAUUGCAGUGCAUUGUAGAGACUGCACCUGAGCUAGCUUUGAAUUAGCUAGUUCAGGAGCCAGUAGGAAUGUAGCCUCCAUAGCAUAGAGCUCAGCACAGGCCUUAGGCUGUGGUAGGUUCUGGGGUAGGUUUUCAACCCUGCACUGAGUUGUGCAGUGCUGCAGCUAAACAGCUUUGAGUACCUGAGCUAGUUUGUUUGGAAGUAGCUCAGGUGUUUCUAUAAUAUACUGCAGUUACAAUAGGGAUCGCAGUGUAGACAUACUCUGAGAUUCAUAGCUAAGAGGCUGCUUUUUCUGUCUGUGUGCAUUCAUAGCAUCAUACUUUGUUCCACCCAUGACAAAAAAAAAAAAUGUAAGCUUUGUCCAUGUACAAGUGUGACUAGUAAUACUUUUUAACUUUUGUGGUCAGCUUAAUGCACCUUGAAUGAACAUAAUUUUCAGACAGUGCUGAACCACCUGCCCUCUGGUGUGUGGAAUUAUGCAUCUUUUGAAACCUGGGAACCAUAGUUCUCCAUGAAAGACUGCAUUUGAACACUAAAUCAACAUGUAGCUUUUUGCUCAUUGUUGAAUGAUGUCUUAUAAUGUUUUAUAUGUAAUUAUGAAAAUGGUUUUAUGUAACCUUUGAAAUUUCAAAAGAUGCGCAUGACUAGCCAAAGGACUUUAAGACAAAGAAAACUGAAAAGCAAAAUAUCUAAUUAAUUUUUUAAAACUGUCAAAGUUGAGGUGAGAGACUAAUUGGAUGGAGUGAAAUAACUUUGACUGUAUGGACUAGCAAGAAUAUUUAUUUAAAGUACUGAUGUCCUAUGUUAAUAGAUGAGCAGGAACUUCACACUGUACAGUUCUUGAUGUUUCAAAGACUGAACUGAAGUUUACUUGUAUUUCGCACAAAGGAAGCAUCUUAUGACACGUUUCCUGAAACAGGCACUUUAUUAAACCACUAGAGAAGUGUUUUCUAUCUGGGGUCUUUUCCCUGUUCUGUGACCAAAGGAGAGCUUUCUCUCAUCAGUGCUUCCCUAUCCAACCAUUUCAGGACCUCCGUAGUUUGAUUCAAUUUAACCCUUUUAAAAUAUAUAUUUUAUCUGUUAAAGUUUCUAAAUUUUAAGUAGUUCCUGAAAAUAUAACUAGUAAAUUGUAUACAGCAAGAAUUAUUCUUCAUUUCCUUUUAGGGCAUAAUUUGCUUCCAACCAUGAUCAUCAGGUAAAUGAACUUUUGCUGACCAAAAGGUGGCUUUUCUUUUUUUUUUUUUCUUUUUUUUUUCCCUUUCCUUCUUCCCUUCCACCUCUGUCCCCCUCCUCCCCGAGCCUUUUCCAUUCAUCUAUAUUUGUGUGUCUGGAAUGUUUUUGACAUGCAAUAUUUUUCAAAUUCUAAAAAGCAUGUUUGCAAACUGAAGGAUGUAUUUUAAAACUGCUUGUAUAAUUCCAAAUGUCCUGGAUGCUUGAAGUAAAUUUGUUGCUGGCCUGGAUAUAAUAUUGGUUAUAAUAUUCUUGUUCACAGUUUUCUUGAGCUUGUUUUCCAAACCUGAACACCCCCCCCUUGAAAUGCAUGAGUUUUAAUUUGCUGGGGAGGAAGAGAAAUCUCCAGUGAUCCUUAGUCUAGCUUUACCAGGUGUGUUGUUGCCUAGAUUAUACAAGAUCUCUUUAAGAGAAAUCUAUUUUGUAUGCUGAAGUUUGUGUGUGGCAGAAUCCCCAAUUUAGUUUUCAGUACUUUAUUAUCAUAAUGCUAAGCUAGAACAGAAACUUGAUUUUACUGUACAUAGCAUCUUUCAUACUCCAGGGAUCUCAAAACACUUUUCCAAUGAUUGUAUUCUAGAGUAUAACUAGUAAAUGAAGCAAUGAAGGCACUAUGCUUUUUCCAUCUGACUGAAUGGUGAAUGUUAUAUUUAAAAAUUGUGCAUUGUCACAACUUUUUGGUGCUUAUGCUCUUGAUGUUGACACUUAAUGUUUAGUCUCUUUAAAUCUGGUUUAAAAGUCAGUCCUGAUAUACUGCUCAAGUGUUAAACAAGAACAAUUAAAUAGAUAUUGUGUGGGAAGAUUUUGUUAGUAAAUCUGUACUGUGCAUUGUUUCAAGUCUAAUUUCAUAAAUCAGUAAAAUAUUAUUGUUCAUAGCUAUUGAGAGCUGUGUGAGAGCAGUUGUUUAAAUUUUUAGCAUGUUGCUUGAUUUCUUUAAUAUGUACUACACACAAGUUUUAGUGGUGGGGGAUUCAUAUUUUUCAGCAAACAGUAAAUAUGAGUUUGACAAGUUUAUUAAGUAGUCAUAUUUACAUUUUCAGUGCUAGAAUACUUUUCUUAUUUUGGCAUAACUUUAAAAAUGCUUAGUUUUUCUAACUGCCUCAGCUCUUUAACUAUGUAGCUCUGCUUUCUGUGUUAAUUACUUCUUUAACACUUCCAUUGCUGACUCCAUGCAGAUUUUACAGCAUGUUUAAAGGACAGUGUCCCUUUUAAUUUUUGAAGUUUAUUUCAGGUGAACACCAAAAUGAGGUGAAUUGUUUAUAUCUAAUCUAAAUUGGUAAUCCAGAAAACUUAAUCUUCUGAUCUAGAGGAAAAAUAAAGUUUGGUUAGUAAAACUGUAUAAGAGUGUAACCAUUAUGAUAAACUAUUUAAUUUUGCCACAAUAAAAAGUUCUUGUGUUUUA
Molecule: messenger RNA, 5194 nt
Organism: Alligator mississippiensis (American alligator)
Lineage: Eukaryota; Metazoa; Chordata; Crocodylia; Alligatoridae
Gene: NT5DC3
Product: 5'-nucleotidase domain containing 3
Exons: 14
Coding region: 54-1712 (552 amino acids)
Molecular function (GO): 5'-nucleotidase activity
Source: RefSeq, a predicted model, not a curated record